Messenger RNA from Amphibalanus amphitrite, 1428 nucleotides. RefSeq names its product C-type lectin lectoxin-Enh5-like. Gene Ontology annotation, molecular function: signaling receptor activity. The record is from RefSeq and is a predicted model, not a curated record. The transcript has a single exon. Lineage: Eukaryota; Metazoa; Arthropoda; Thecostraca; Balanomorpha; Balanidae. The coding region runs from base 56 to 775 and encodes 239 amino acids.
AGCCGGCAGCCGCACCCAGUCUCGUCCUGGCGAUCGUGGAGUCAGCGGCGGAACCAUGAAGCUGCCGCUUCUCCUGUUGGUGGUGUGGAGCGCAGCGCUGACGCCCGUCCUCUGUGCCUUCACCGCUUCGGUGAAAGACAUCGUCGACGGCCUGGCAGACACCUUUCUGGAGCGAGUAGGACCAGUCUCAAGGACAGAGCUCAGGGAUCAGCUGCAGCACGUCAGUAUCACGACAACAGAGCUCAGGGAUCAGCUGCAGCAAAUUGAGCAGAAAAUAACCGACCUCCAGGCACGCCAGACAGCGGAUCAACAGCAACUUCAGCAACAGCUGGAAGAAAUUCAACGUCAGCUACCUCCUCCGACACGAACCCCCGGAGCUUGCCCUGCCAACUGGAUUCGCAGAGGAAACAGCUGCUACCUGAUAUCGCCCACCAAAGCCACCUGGCUGGAGGCACAUCAGGGCUGUGCGUCCUACGACCCCAGGGCGAGAUUAGCGUCCAUCCACAACAGCAACAAGGACCACAUUCUUAGCCUGCCGAGCGACAGUGAAGAGGAGGACGUUUGGAUAGGGCUGUUCAGACGGUUUGGUGGCAACUCCUGGGCCUGGGUAGACGGUACACCGGUGGAUUAUACCAGCUGGAAAAAUGGAGAGCCCAAUAACAGAUGGGGGAAAGAGGAUUGUGUGACACUGUAUAAACUGAUUAUACCCGGAAAGUGGAACGACCGGGUGUGCACGGGUCAGUACCCUUUUCUGUGCCAAAUCGUACUGAAUUGAGAUUGAGUGAUUUUCUUGACUAAAGUCUGAACGUGCAUCCAGAUGGCUAGUACCGCGGUUGCCGGAACUAAAAAAGAGAAUGUUUUAAAAGCGCGCUCCGCACGAGUGUUUCAAAACUUGUCGUCACUAUUCGCAAAAAAACGUAGGGGUUGCAUCAACCCUCUGACCGGUUGAGGGUUAUGUUACCGGAGUGCUUAUGCUAAGGAGACCAUUGGCGGAUCCAGCCAACCGUUUGUGGGGGGGGGGGGGAUGGCCGAAAUGGCCCCUUUCUUUCCAUGAACCACCAUAGGAGUAAUGUUAAAACUCGAGUCUUGGGGAGGGGGCGGGGGCAAACGGGCCUGAGGGGCAUUGCCUUGAAUGCUCCCCCCCCCCCCCUGGAUCCGCCAGUGAAGGAGACGAGUAGCUAUUCGUAGUUUCCCGACCGGUACUAUUGCGCAAGUGCUAUAUGCUUGGGUCGCAAGGUGCAUUUGUGUUUCUCAAGCAAAGGGCGAGCGGGAUGUGUAACCAGAAUGAGGUUAAACAAAUACAAACUAGGCUUUCGUAGAAUAAGGACGAGUUUUACACGCUGCCAGCUGCCAGUUAACAAAGUGUGCAACACAAAUGUAUUUCAAUAUGUAUUUGGAGUUGUAAUACAGUUAUACCUGUACCUGUAA